Molecule: messenger RNA, 1755 nt
Organism: Molossus molossus (Pallas's mastiff bat)
Lineage: Eukaryota; Metazoa; Chordata; Mammalia; Chiroptera; Molossidae
Product: pollen-specific leucine-rich repeat extensin-like protein 3
Exons: 2
Coding region: 1-1755 (584 amino acids)
Source: RefSeq, a predicted model, not a curated record
AUGACCAGUGUCCUCACGAAGAGAUCAGGACACGGACACACACAGAGGAAAGGCCAUGUGAAGACGCAAGGAGAAAUGGCCAUCUGUAAGCCAAAGAGACAGGCCUCCAUAGAAACCAGUUCUACCGAUACCUGGAUCUCAGACUUCUGGCCUUCAGAACGGAGCCCCUCGUCCGUGCGGUCACCCCGUCCCCCGCCACAGGAGCCCUUCGUCCGUGUGGUCACCACGUCCUCCGCCACAGGAGCCCCCUGUCCGUGCGGUCACCACGUCCUCCGCCACAGGAGCCCCCUGUCCGUGCGGUCACCACGUCCUCCGCCACAGGAGCCCCUCGUGCGUGCGGUCACCACGUCCCCCGCCACAGGAGCCCUCGUCCGUGCGGUCACCACGUCCUCCGCCACAGGAGCCCCCUGUCCGUGCGGUCACCACGUCCUCCGCCACAGGAGCCCCUCGUGCGUGCGGUCACCACGUCCCCCCGCCACAGGAGCCCUCGUCCGUGCGGUCACCACGUCCUCCGCCACAGGAGCCCCCUGUCCGUGCGGUCACCACGUCCCCCGCCACAGGAGCCCCCCUGUCCGUGCGGUCACCACGUCCUCCGCCACAGGAGCCCCUCGUGCGUUCGGGUCACCACGUCCCUCCCGCCACAGGAGCCCCCUGUCCGUGCGGGUCAACCACGUCCUUCCGCCCACAGGAUGCCCCUCUUGUCAUGCGGUCACCACGUCCCCGCCACAGGAGCCCUCUUCGUGGUGCGGUCACAACGUCCCCCCGCCACAGGAGCACCGUCCGGCGGUCACCACGUCCUCGCCACAGGACCCCCUGUGCUGCGUCACCACGUUCCCCCUCCACAGGAGCCCCUCUUGCGUGCGGUCCACCACUCCUCCGACACAGGAGCCCCUGUCGUGCGUUCACCACGUCCCUCCCCACAGGAGCCCUCUGCGUGCGGGUCACAACGUCCCCCGCAGGUGCCCUCGCCGUUGCGGUCACCGUCCUCUGCCAAGGAGCCCACUGUGCGUUCCGCGUCACCACGUCCCCCGCCACAGGAGCCCCUGUGAGUUCGGUCACCACGUCCUCCGCCACAGGAGCCCCUUGUCCGUGCGGUCACCACGUCCCCCGCCACAGGAGCCCCUCGUCCGUGUGGUCACCCCGUCCCCCGCCACAGGAGCCCCCUGUCCGUGCGGUCACCACGUCCUCCGCCACAGGAGCCCCUCGUGCGUGCGGUCACCACGUCCUCCGCCACAGGAGCCCCCUGUCCGUGCGGUCACCACGUCCUCCGCCACAGGAGCCCCUCGUGCGUGCGGUCACCACGUCCCCCGCCACAGGAGCCCUCGUCCGUGCGGUCACCACGUCCUCUGCCACAGGAGCCCCCUGUGCGUGCGGUCACCACGUCCCCCGCCACAGGAGCCCCUCGUGCGUGCGGUCACCACGUCCUCCGCCACAGGAGCCCCUCGUCCUUGCGGUCACCACGUCCUCCGCCACAGGAGCCCCUCGUCCGUGCGGUCACCACGUCCUCCGCCACAGGAGCCCCUUGUCCGUGCGGUCACCCACGUCCCCCGCCACAGGAGCCCCUCGUCCGUGCGGUCACCACGUCCUCCGUCUAAGGAGCCCCUCGUGCGUGCGGUAACCACGUCCUCCGCCACAGGAGCCCCUCGUCCUUGCGGUCACCACGUCCUCCGCCACAGGAGCCCCUUGUCCGUGCGGUCACCACGUCCCCCGCCACAGGAGCCCCUCGUCCGUGCGGUCACCACGUCCUCCGUCUAA